CUGUUCCCUUAGCUGCCGCUGUAAUAUCCCACCUUGUGCCCCCCUCCCGCUAUGACAAUGCAUCGGGAGGACUCUAAAGUUACACUUUAAUUUCUAGAAAAUCCCAGCCGUGUAUGUUUACAUUUCCACAGGGUGGUGCAGGUGCCUCUCCGCAGUCUGUGCUUCCGCCGGUCUCAGGAUGGAAUUCAGGAACGGGGGGGCGCAGUUGCUGGAUCCCAGCUUCCAGCAGCAGCUGGAGGACUCCAGGGAGCAGCUCAAGCGAGAGAUUCAGAGGGAGCUGAAGAUAAAAGAGGGGGCGGAGAACCUGCGCAAGGUGUCCACGGACAAGAAACAUCAGAGCCAUGUGGAGAGCCAGCUGAAGACCUCCAACCGCCGCUUACAGGAGCUGCACCGCCGACUGCAGGAGCUUAACGGGAGGAUCGUCAUCAUGGAGAAGGAUGCCAAGCAAGAUGGCACGGUGUCUCCAGACCCCUGUAUAUUCGAUCAAAGCCAAGACCCAAGGCAGCGCAGGGUGGAAGCCUUAAAGAGACAGUUGCAUAUUGAACACAAGGUGAAACAAGGAGCAGAGAAUAUAAUACAGAUGUUCUCCAGCGGAGCUUUUAAAGACAGGAAGCUGAUGGCUACGGCGCAGCAGAUGCUUCAGGACACCCGGAUAAAAACCGAAUUGCUUCGCAUGCAAAUUGUGAAACUGACACAAUUGCCGGGUUCCGUGACUGACCUCAGUGACUCAACCCUUUCACCCCUGGAGCUGCGCGUGGAGGAGCUGAGGCACCAUUUGCGCGUUGAAGCAGCUGUGGCUGAAGGCGCCAAGAACGUGGUCAAGCUGCUAGGUGGCCGCAAAGUGCAGGACCGCAGGGCUCUAGCUGAGGCUCAGUCCAGGUUGUAUGAAUCCUGCCAGAAGAUUGACCUUCUACGUGUAUCACUUGAGCGCUGUCUUUCUGAGCUGCCCCCAGGACAUCUGAAGCAGGAGCAAAUAAAGCAGGAUCUGCAGUGUUUUCCAUCUUCAGGGGGAGUAUGCGGUAAAGACCAGAGUCCCAGUCAGUCCCUAACGUCCCUUAUCAAGGCCACUGCACUCACAGGAACUUUAGAGAUUCACCUUUUGGGCUGCCAAGGCUUGCUGGAAAACGUCCCAGGGCGCUCUCGUGCUGCCUCAACUCACGGCAGCCCUGACACAAAGAACUUCACACGCUACAAAGCUGGAGGAAGUGGUUAUGGACGAGGAGGCUCGGGGCGCUAUCUGAGGACAGAUGAGCUCUCUGGAGAAGUAAUGUGCUUCUUGAAGGUUGAUAACAAGCUGGUGGGACACACUAGUUGGGGUUCUGUACACAACCAGUGCUGGGAUCAGAGAUUUAGCAUUGACCUGGAGAGGUCGCGGGAAAUGGAGAUUUCCAUCCACUGGCGGGAUUGGCGGGAGCUGUGCGCCAUUCGCUUUGUGCGUCUGGAGUUUCAGAUUAUGUUCUGUAAUCCUGUGAUUGAGAGGAGAGGCAAAGUACAGAGACAGAAGCGUAUAUUUCCCAAACAGAAAGGGAAGGAUUUCCUUCGUGCCACCCAAAUGAACAUCAACUUUGCUACAUGGGGCCGCCUCAUGAUGAGUAUUCUACCUCCAUGUGGCACCAUAACAACACUGAGCCCGCCCCUUCCUGCCCCUGCUGCCGCAGAUACUCUGGCAAAUUCUGCAAACUACAGUAAUAUUCCUGCAAAAAAGUUAGUGUUCACUGAUGAAUCUUUAUUGAAGCCUCCACCCAAACCUCCACGAAUCUACUUACCACUGGAGUCAGAAAAGGUAGGGGCACCUAUGGACACCCCACCCAGAGUGCCUGCAAAGUCUGUGAAGCGCAUUCACUCAGAGGAGAGUAGCACACAGAGCACAUCGGAGCCCCAGAAACUUCACAGAAAGAAUGUCCUUACUCUAGCUGACUUCGCCUGUAUCUCUGUACUAGGAAGAGGGCAUUUUGGGAAGGUCCUUCUGGCUGAAUAUAAGGAAACGGAAAAGCUGUAUGCGAUCAAAGCACUGAAAAAGCGGGAUAUUGUGAGCAGAGACGAGUUUGAAAGUCUGCAGUGUGAGAAGCGCAUCUUCGAGGUGGUAAAUACUUCUGGACACCCCUUCCUGGUGAACUUGUUUGCCUGCUUCCAGACCCCGGAACACACCUGCUUUGUCAUGGAAUACAUGCCAGGUGGGGACCUGAUGAUGCACAUACACGCCAACGUCUUCUCUCAGCCAGCUACGAGGUUUUAUUCCGCCUGCGUGGUUCUUGGCCUCCAGUUUCUGCACGAGAAAAAAAUUAUUUACAGAGACUUGAAGCUGGACAACCUUCUGAUGGAUGCCAAUGGGUUUGUGAAGAUUGCAGAUUUUGGACUCUGUAAAGAAGGUAUGGGAUACGGGGACAGAACUAGUACAUUCUGCGGCACGCCGGAGUUCCUGGCACCGGAAGUGCUCACUGACACUACUUACACCUAUGCAGUGGACUGGUGGGGGCUGGGCGUGCUCAUCUAUGAGAUGAUGGUAGGAGAGUGUCCCUUCCCCGGUGAUGACGAAGAAGAGGUGUUCGACAGCAUUGUGAAUGAAGAAGUGCGUUAUCCACGCUUCCUCUCUAGUGAAGCUAUCAAGCUUAUACGGAAGUUGCUGCGGAAAACACCAGAGCGCCGCUUGGGGGCUGGAGUUGGCGAUGCAGAAGAGAUAAAGCCUCAGCCUUUUUAUCAGGAGAUGGAUUGGGAAGCACUUUAUGCACGAAAGCUGCAGCCACCUUUUGUCCCAUCCCUAAAAGACCCUUAUGAUGUGAGGAAUUUCGAUGAAGAAUUUACUGGACAGAAACCCAUACUGUCCCCAUCUGACGAUCCGCGCCCUGUGACUGCCAUCGAUCAGAUCCUCUUCCAAGACUUUGACUUUGUCUCUGACCUCCUUCUUGCACGAUAGGAAAUAGUGAUGUUUUCAUUGAGAGCCUAGCGGGGGUUAAG
This is a messenger RNA of Nanorana parkeri, 2955 nucleotides long. RefSeq names its product protein kinase N3 (gene PKN3). Gene Ontology annotation, biological process: protein phosphorylation; signal transduction. Bases 179 to 2914 code for a protein of 911 amino acids. Lineage: Eukaryota; Metazoa; Chordata; Amphibia; Anura; Dicroglossidae. The transcript is spliced from 21 exons. Gene Ontology annotation, molecular function: ATP binding; small GTPase binding; protein serine/threonine kinase activity. The record is from RefSeq and is a predicted model, not a curated record.